GAGCUAUGUUGCUAUUCUGAUUCUUCUCAGUAAGUAACAAAAUAAUUUAAAUUUCUGACUGAUUUUUGUCACUUCUGUCAUUUCUGAUAAUUACUUGUCAAAAAUUUGCAGAAUUUGCAAAAUAUGUAGAAUCAGUUACGUGAUAUUUUUAAUAAAUAAGUUUCUUCAAAAUGGCCCAUAAAAUACAAUAAUUCAUAACUUUUCUAUAUUAAAAUAGUGAAGAGCAGUACCAAAUAGACUGGCAACAUAUAUCUGCAAGAAUCUCGAAUUUGUAUCAAAAUAAAAAAGAAACUAAAUGAGCAGUACAUGACUACAAAUAAAAAGUCAAGUUCACCCCAGUGUAUUGGUCAUCAUUCCUACUGGUUACGUGCAAGAGGUUCAGAAUGGCAAACGAUAAUUACUCGAUUUUUACCAGUUGGAAUAUGUUUAGUAGCUGUUAUGCAGUGGAGGGCAUUCAGAAAAAGACAAAAGGAUGGAGUUGCAAGUCAAUGGGAGAUCAACUGUUAUUGUUUGCUUCCCUUGAGAACAGUAUCUAGAUGUUGGGGGUACCUUGCAGAUGUAAAACUACCCGAAGUACUGAGGCCUCCCGUAUACAAAAUGUACUCCAACGCAUUCGGUGUUAACAUCGCAGAAGCUGAAAACGAAGAUUUAACGUCUUACCCCAGUCUGGCAGAUUUUUUUGCCAGAUCUCUUAAAAGUGGUGUGAGACAAGUAGACGAGAGUAGCUGUCUUGUAUCGCCAUGUGACGGGACGGUCCUCCAUUUCGGGACUGUUGAUACAGAACAAGUUGAACAGGUGAAAGGAGUAACUUACUCAUUAAAAGACUUUUUCGGCGAGCAAACAGGAAAAGUUCAAAAAUACAAUGGAGACUUCAAGACCUCUUUAUUGCACAAACCACAUGAGGGAAAUGUAUUGUAUCAAUGCGUUAUCUACUUGGCACCUGGAGACUAUCACAGGUUUCAUUCGCCAUCUGAAUGGAAACCAACGCACCGUAGACAUUUUUCGGGACAACUACUUUCUGUGAAUCCCAGCAUUGCCAGUUGGUUACCAGGUUUAUUUACUCUCAAUGAGAGAGCCGUUUAUCUUGGACAAUGGAAAUAUGGAUUUUUCUCAUAUACUGCAGUAGGUGCUACAAACGUUGGUACUGUAAAAGUAUACUUUGACAAAACUUUACAAACAAACAAACCUUUUAAGAAACAAACAAAAGACGAAGUGUGCCUCGGUAAUUCGAUCGAACUGAAGAGGGGUGACAUAAUGGGAGAAUUCCGAAUGGGCUCAACCAUCGUUUUGAUCUUUGAAGCUCCAAAACAUUUUAGAUUUUCUAUUAUGCCAGGAGAAAAGGUUCAAAUGGGACAGCGAAUGGGUUGCGUUUUUGAACAACAGCAAAAGUUUGUAGAUAGGUUAACGAAUGAAAAAGUAGAUAUUAGAAGUGUUAGUUAAUUUUAUUUAUUAAUUUUCUCAUAGGUAUUAAAUCAUUGUGAUAUUUUUUAAUAAAGCUG
This is a messenger RNA of Diabrotica balteata, 1499 nucleotides long. NCBI's taxonomy places the organism in Eukaryota, Metazoa, Arthropoda, Insecta, Coleoptera, Chrysomelidae. The record is from the annotation of a GenBank genome assembly.